AUGAGACUCAUGUCCGGGAUCAUGAAAAGACUUCCGCAGCAUCCGCCGCAACCCGAAAUGAGCCCAAAGCUAACUCGAGCUUGUUUAGUCGGUAGUAAUGCUAUUUCGGCGUUCCUCUCCUGGCGACUUCAGGCUACAACGUCCUGUGAUGUGACUCUUGUCUGGAAAUCAGGAUUCGAAUCAGUAUCUCAGUAUGGAGUAUCAUUUAAGUCGAAAACAUAUGGCAAUGAACGCUUCAAACCCCGUCAUGUUGUUCGCGCUCCUGAAGAAGCAGCAUCUCGAGAGAACGCAUACGACUAUGUCAUUCUGUGCGUCAAGGCGCUGCCCGACGUCUACGAUCUUGCAUCUGUUAUCGAGUCCGUCGUCACACCUCAGCAUACAUGCAUCCUCGUGAACACAACGAAUACCCUUGGUGUAGAAUCUCAAUUGGAGCAGCGGUUCCCCACAAACGUGGUCCUCUCCCUGGUUUCCGGCGUGGAGAUUUCGCAGACUGGGGCUAGUGAAUUCGAGCAUUUGAAUUCGUCAGACAUCUGGGUCGGUGCAACGAGCAACAAUUCCAGCAUCCCGGCAUCGAUUCAGAAUGAUAUGGCUGCUGCUCUGGCAAUGACUUUGAGCUCAGGCCAAGUCAACUGCAGGGUGUCGGAAAACAUCAGACAGGAACAGUUCGAGCGCAUGAUAGGACCUAUCGCCUUUCAGCCAACAAGUGUUAUGUUUGAGACUUCGAGUCAUGCCCAACUCCUCGAGAAAGUCGGGGUCCGCCAACUCGUGACUGGUAUCAUCGAGGAGCUCAUCGAACUCGCGAAAUCACAAGGCUGCUCGUUCCCAAGUGACUUCGUCCAGAAGACGAUCGAGAAGAUGGUUGCCAUCGAGUCACCUAGCACAAUGUAUCAAGAUUUCCAAUCGCGACGUCCAAUGGAGAUAGAGACAUAUCUUGGGUCCCCAAUCAAAUUGGCGACGGAGUCAGGUAUCCGGGUUCCGCGAAUCGAGACACUUUACGCUGCCCUACAUCACAUCAACACAAACAAUCUUCACAAACCCUCAACCAAUGAUACGCCUCCCCCCAUACUAGCUCAGCCACCUCCCAGAAUGUCUUCGGCACCUCCCCCAAGAAACGGUCCUAUGCGGCCUCCGCCUGGUGGCAGGUCCGGCUCGGGUAUGAUGAUACCUCCUGGGCGCCGUGGGUAUCCUAUGCCCGGAAUGUCAAGGCCACCAAGCGGACAACCCCUUCCACCUUCGGCCAGGAUACCUCGCGAACCUUCUCUUGAGGGACUCGAGGAGUUCAGCCAUCUGGUCGUAUAUGACGAGUUUGCGGAAGGAGGCAUGCCCCGCCAGAAUGGCAGUAACGGCAUGCACGACAUGCCGCCCGGACCUCCGCCUGCAGCUGCAGAUCUGGCCCUGAGAGAACGGGAAUUGGCCCUCCGGCAGCGAGAGUUGCAGCUUCGCGAGCAAGAGAUGCAGAUGCGACGAGGACCUCGUAGUAGGGCAGCGCCAUCCAGAGCAGCAGCGUUCGAUGAAGAUGACGAGGAUGAUUAUUUCGAUCCCAUGGACAACAUCCCUAUUCCGCAUAUUGACCCAGACAGCGUCGAUAUGAUGAGCAUCACAUCGCGCAGGACAAGAAAAGCCCCCAGCGCGAGUCAAUUCCGGAAAAAUCCAGAAAUCAGUGUCAAUGGCAGGCCCCAAUCAUCCUUCAGUCGGUACCUCCCAGGUCGAAAACGCACCAGCGAGCGUAUUAUGCAGGAAAUCCCUGGGCUUCAUGAUUCCCUUAUGGACAACCCCAUGAUGGCCUAUUCAUCUAACCGGUACGGAUCCGUUGAUCGAAAUCAAAUACAAGCUGGGUCCCGUGCGAAUUCCAUGACGGCUAGCAGAAUGGGUGACUUCCCGCCACACCCUUAUCCACAGAGUCGGAGAAACAGCCAGUCCCCUGCUACCCCCUAUGGUGGACCCGGUCCGCGAAUGGGACGACCUUCAACCGCUCAAGAUCAACCUCUCGGUCCCCCUGGUCCUCACGGCGGCCAUCCAUCGCCGCCUGGCAACAUGCGGGCACCUGUUCCGAAAUAUCCUCCUGGACAUGGCAAUGCGGUAGGUCCGCAGCAAGUUGAGCAACAUUAUGGGGUGAGCAACCCGUAUCCCGCCAAGGGCACUCCCAAGCAUAGAAGUCUGACUGGAAGUGCGAGCGCCAGCGCGGAGAGUGGUGAUAGCGGAGCCAGUGCGAAUCUGGACUCCGAAGCUUCCGCCCAUAGCAGCCAAAUCAGCCUAGGUGCUCAGCAGGCUGCAAUGCCGGUUCGUUAA
Molecule: messenger RNA, 2289 nt
Organism: Aspergillus fischeri NRRL 181
Lineage: Eukaryota; Fungi; Ascomycota; Eurotiomycetes; Eurotiales; Aspergillaceae
Product: ketopantoate reductase family protein
Exons: 4
Coding region: 1-2289 (762 amino acids)
Cellular component (GO): cytoplasm
Molecular function (GO): oxidoreductase activity
Source: RefSeq, a predicted model, not a curated record